Molecule: messenger RNA, 582 nt
Organism: Penicillium manginii
Lineage: Eukaryota; Fungi; Ascomycota; Eurotiomycetes; Eurotiales; Aspergillaceae
Exons: 3
Coding region: 1-582 (193 amino acids)
Source: RefSeq, a predicted model, not a curated record
AUGCGCAUUCUUCUACAUCCAGCACUGCGCGCUUUGCCCAGAUCAGCUCAGCGCGACCUGCGCAGUCGAGUCUGGCUACGCUUCAAGACUCAAGCCCCGCUUCCAUCCCAGCGCAAUGCCCCAAAAGCACCUGUGCCGAAGACCGUCGCAGGCACCACCCCUCAAUCAACCACAAUAACAUCUUCCGCGGAGUCCGUCAAAACAACUAUUCGAAAAGGGCCACCGGAGCGUAUUCUGGUUUACUAUGGAGGAACCGGCCGAUCCAUGUUUCUGGGAAUGCUUCGAGUAACCACAAUUUUUCUCUUCGGCGCUGCAUGCUUUAUUGUAGCUCCGGCUUGCUGGGCCGAUGAGAGCCAGCAAUGGAUGACCCCACUAGUCAUAAUUGGCGGCGCAAUCCCCAUGCUCUCAUUCGCAUACGUCUCCGCUCCCUAUGUCAAUUUCGUGCAUCUAGCCUUACCCGCCUUCGCACGGAAAUCACGAGAAAUGGCCGUGCACUAUGCGAAGGAUCUCCCGCCCAAUGCAAUCCUGUACAUGAACACAAUGCGAUGGAACACCAUCCCCGCCAAACAACCGUCCGUCUAG